GCCUAGUGUUUACCUCCGCUUUGACAGCGCAGAUGCUGCAUACUGGCUCUUCUAGUUACCGACUAGACAUCUGCUUAUAUCGCGCACUAUUGCGUGCACCGGAUCAUCACAAAACCCAGCAGAGUUCAGCAGACAAGCUUCGGGAUCUUCGUCAGCUUUGGACUGUGUUUAUGUUCGCGACGGUGGGGUUGAACACUUCCUCGCGCUCCAUCGAAGGUGCACGCGCAAGCGAAGUUAUACACGGGGCAUCACUGACACUCAUCGCGGGACAGACGCGGCCUUCCUUAUCACAAGGAGAUCGAGUGUCCCGAGCCCAAGUCUUCUUAACACAUGAUGUUCAAGGACUUCAGAUCUGGCCGAGCUGUAGGACUGAAUCCAUUGCCCUUUGACCCCGCCACGAACAACGAACCCCUGCAAUUCAAUGGCUCUAAUGGGCAUUUGGUUCCUGACUGUCCUCUGGAGAAUGGAACAGAAAACAUCAAAAAGAGGAAGAGACCCAACCUUCCUCCAGAGGGUAUACGAAAUAUUGCCAUGGACUCCAGCUCUUUAGCCAUGCCCAUGUCGGACCCUUCUGCUUGGGCGACUGCCAUGAACAAUCUUGGUAUGGCACCAAUGGGUAUAACUGGUCAGCCUAUCAUGUCAGAUUUUGACCCCAGCCUUGGCAUGAUGACGGGCAUCGCUCCAAUGAACCCCAUGAUGCCCGGCCUUGGGAUCGUGCCUCCAUCAGUCUCACAAGACAUGCCUAUCAUGAAAGAAAUCAUUCACUGCAAGAGCUGCACGCUCUUUCCACCCAACCCCAAUCUCCCUCCCCCUGCCACCAGAGAGAGACCUCCAGGUUGUAAGACGGUGUUUGUUGGUGGACUGCCGGAGAACGCCACGGAGCAGCUCAUCGUCGAGGUGUUCGAGCAGUGCGGGGGUAUCAUCGCAAUCCGGAAAAGCAAGAAAAACUUCUGUCACAUCCGUUUUGCUGAGGAGCACACGGUUGACAAAGCCCUCUUCCUGUCAGGUUACAGAAUCAGACUGGGAUCAAGCACAGACAAGAAGGACACAGGCCGGUUGCACGUAGAUUUUGCUCAGGCCAGAGAUGACCUCUACGAGUGGGAGUGCAGGCAGCGCAUGCUGGCCAGAGAAGAGAGACAUCGUCGUAGGAUAGAGGAAGACCGAUUGCGGCCUCCGUCGCCACCCCCCAUCGUUCAUUAUUCCGAACAUGAAUGCAGCCAGCUAGGAGAGAAACUGAAAGACGACUCCAAAUUUCCCGAAGCGGUGCGCGUCCUGUUGACCUGGGUGGAGCGCGGGGAGGUGAACCGAAGAAACGCCAACAACUUCUAUUCCAUGAUCCAGUCCUCCAACAGCCACAUUCGCAGGCUGAUGAACGAGAAGGCCGCCCAUGAGAAGGAGAUGGAAGAGGCCAAAGAGAAGUUCAAGAACGCCCUUGGCGGGAUUUUAGUGCAAUUUGAGCAGAUUGUGUCUGUAUUCCACGCUUCUUCCAAACAAAAGGCAUGGGACCAUUUCUCCAAAGCCCAGCGCAAGAACCUGGACAUGUGGCGAAAGCAAGCAGAGGAAAUCAGGAACAUCCACAAUGAAGAGCUGAUGGGAAUUCGGAGAGAGGAGGAAAUGGAGAUGUCAGAUGAUGAUAUGGAAGACGCUCCAGAAAGCAAAGACUCGGAUGACUCAGGGCCGCUGGCUCAGGUGGAGGCUUUGAAAGAAGAGAACGACAGUCUGCGGUGUCAGCUGGAUGCCUACAGGAACGAGGUGGAGUUGUUGAAACAGGAGCAGGGUAAAGCGCAGCCCCAGCGCAGCGAGGAGGACGCCACCCGCCAGCAGCAGCUCACAUUCCUGCAGCAAGCACUUCAGGGCAUGCAGAAGCAACUACUCAAACUCCGUGAGGAUCUAAAACAGAGAGAAAUGGAGCUGGAGAAAAACUCAGAAGAUAAACAGCAGCUUGAAAGCCAGAUCCAGAAUCUGAAAGACCGAAUCCAAGCCUUCCCCACAUCACACGCCCUGCCCCUGGAGACGGCCGAGCGAGAGGACAGAGGAAGUGAUGAAAGUGCAAAUCACACAAGCGACGGAGCGGCGUCGGCCGUAGUGUCGUGCAGCCAGGAAAAGGAAAGUCUGCCGGAAAAGAGUCCUCCCAGCCCUGUGAAGUCUGAGAGGGAAGCACUGCUCGUGGGGAUCAUCUCAACGUUUCUUCAUGUUCAUCCUUUUGGAGCCAGCAUUGAAUAUAUCUGCUCCUAUUUACAGCGAUUGGACACUAAGAUCAGUACCACCGAGGUGGAGACGCUGCUGGGUCGGCUGCCCUGUACAUUCAGGCAGGAGUUGACAGGUGUCGGGGCCAGUUUAGAGAAACGCUGGAAGUUCUGCGGUUUUGAAGGCAUUAAGACAGCGUAGAGACCCGGGUUGAGGCGCUCGGCAUGACUCAAAACGGCCAUCGGGACGAGAGAGAUUCAACCAACCUGCAGGAUCUCCGUGUCCGUGAGCCCAGCCACAAUAGAUUUUGUGGAGAUUUCAAAAAAACGCUCCAACAUUGGAGUAAACCCUCCAGACGUGGAGAUCCUCAAGACUUGGGUGUGUGUGUUGUGUGUUUAGUAUGUGUACACACGAGCACGUGUUGGAGUGUGUGCGUUGGUGCCACGUGAAUGGACUCGAGCAGUUCUAGCGCACAACAUGACUCUGACAGGCAUGAGCGGCAGUCGAAUACUCAUCGGGUUAAAAUCAGGGUCUGUUGAAUCGAGGACUGAACUCUCAACAUAUUUUCUUUAUCCGUUUCACUUCUGAUUUGUAAAAAAAGCUUAUAAAUAACAUGAAUAUAUUUCUUCUUUUCUUUUCUGUAUAGGCUGCAAACAGGUGCAUAGAAUUUUUUGUCCAUAUACCCUGUAAAUGUUUGAAUAACUUGCUAUUUUUAAAUAAAAAAACUGAAUGAAAACGUAUAAUUUUUUCAUUUU
This is a messenger RNA of Paramisgurnus dabryanus, 2942 nucleotides long. It is a transcript of the gene enox2, whose product is annotated as ecto-NOX disulfide-thiol exchanger 2. Gene Ontology annotation, cellular component: plasma membrane; external side of plasma membrane. NCBI's taxonomy places the organism in Eukaryota, Metazoa, Chordata, Actinopteri, Cypriniformes, Cobitidae. The record is from RefSeq and is a predicted model, not a curated record. Gene Ontology annotation, molecular function: oxidoreductase activity; RNA binding. Gene Ontology annotation, biological process: ultradian rhythm.